Molecule: messenger RNA, 468 nt
Organism: Macrosiphum euphorbiae (potato aphid)
Lineage: Eukaryota; Metazoa; Arthropoda; Insecta; Hemiptera; Aphididae
Source: the annotation of a GenBank genome assembly
AUGAGUGGUAUAGAUAGGUCAGACCAAAUGGUAAAAUAUUACAGCAGCCCACGAAAACAAUCACGAUGGUAUAAAAAAGUUUUAUUUCAUCUGUUAGAUAUUACAGUGUGGAAUAGUUUUUACCUAUACAAAAAACAUUUUGGCUGCAAUUCUAUGACUUUUAAAGAUUUUCGCGAUAUUUUAAUAAAAAAUAUGAUAAACCUUCCAAUAGAUGUAACAGCUAAUCAAAUUUUUAAUGCUCCAAAAUCAAAAGAUCCAAAAAACAAACGACCAAUGUCAGAAGAAGGACAACACUAUCAAGAAAAAAUCCCAUUACCUCCACUGUAUAAAAGAAAACAUUACUUCAAAAACUGCAAAAUGUGCACAAAAAAACACGUGAGGAAACAAACCCAGUAUCAAUGUAAAGCUUGUAAUGUUCCACUGUGUCCCGGUUCAUGUUUCGAAGACUUUCACAAAAAUAUGUCAUAA